CCAGCUUCGGGUUGCCCCGCCCAUCCGCCCAUGGCUUGGCGGCGGCGUGUUGAGCCGCGAAAAUGUCGAGCGCUUGGCCUGCCCAGCGAGUGGCGCAGCGCGUCUCCUGGAGCGGCGUCCAGGUCGCUGCGGUCCAGGUGCGGCUUGACUCUGACAGCUCGGAGAGCGAGCCGAGCGACGGGGAGGGCGACGCGCAGGCCAAUGUCUUGCAGCUGCUGCCCGUCGAGACCCUCCAGGCGCAGUUUCUGCACAACGCGAACCUGCGGCAGCAGUUCGCCUCGCUGGGCGCCAGCUUCCAGGCCUGGCGCCCCAUCCGCGGAGACGGGAACUGCUACUACCGCGCGGUGCUCUUCGCCUGGCUGGAGCGGUGCCUGGCGCUGAACCUGUCCUUCGAAGCGCUCAGCCGGCGCCUCGAGGAGCCCUCCAUGGCCGGAAGGACGGAGGCCCAGCUCUGCCGCCGGCGCCUACGCGCCUGGCAGCGCGCGCGGCGAAAAUGCGGGGGAGACACUGAGGCGGUAAGGCGGGUGCUGAAGCGUUUGACCCGAGACUUCAACCGAAAACACGUGGACUACGCCUUCAUCUACUGCCUGCGGCAGCUGGUGGCCAGCUACGUGCGGCGCCACGCCAAGGAGCCCAUCGCGGCGGAGCUGACCUUUGAGUCCUGGGCUCUGGCACUGGGGGCGCGCUCCAUCGAGGAGUACUGCCAACAACACAUCUGCUCCAUGCAGAAGGACGCGGCAGACCACGUGCAGUGGGUGUGCCCGCGGGUCUUGCAGACGGUGGUACGGAUUUGCAUGGUGGACCGAGAUACUGCCAGUUGCAAGUUCAUCGACUAUGGCCAGGAGCGGCGGCGCGCGGAGAUGGUCGUACCCACCGCAGCGCACCUCACGUCCGCCGCCUCGAUGUCGGAGCUCCGCGGCGCGCCGGAGAUCUUUCUGCUUCUGAAGCCUGGGCACUAUGACAUCUUGGUGCCCCGGGACAAGGCGUAUCGCCUGCUAACUCCUGAGAGCUCCGGCCUGGAGCGGCAACACUUCCAGGCCGUUUUGAGGUGCCUGGAAGAGAAGCUGGUGCAGUCGCUGAAGCGAAGUCCCAUCGAAGAUCUGGGCCUCUUCCGCGCUCAGCUGCUCAGCGUGCUGGAGCCGCUGCAGGCCGUACUCAAGGCGGAUGACAACGCUUCCGCCUCUCCGCUGCCGGCGCUCGAGGCAUUUCUGCGGGCGGCGGAGCCGCAGUCAAAGCCGGCGCCGGUGCCGGCGCCGGCGCCGAUGGUGGGCGGGGAGUGCUGCAUUUGCCUGCAGCCGGGGGCCACUUUGACGGCGGCGUGCGGGUGUGCAUACCACGGCUGGUGCCUGCAAGACUACACCAAGGACGGCUCCGAGCUGUGCCACCUGCACCGCAGUGCCUUGGGCCCUGAGCUGUUGACGCUCGCGCCCAAGUUGCCGCCGACGGCUCGGCUCGAAAGGCCCGGCUCCUUGGGUGCCGCGCUGGGCAAGCCCUGUGUGAUUUGCUUCGGGGAGGAAGGGGUGCUGAAGACCCUGCACUGCGACUUCAAGGCCCACGUGCACUGCCUCAAAGACUUCUGGGUGCAGAAGGUGGCCACGCUCUGCCGGCUCACUGACAUCCGCUGCCCCGCGGAGGUGGCAGGAUGCAGCUCGAUGCUUCUGGAGGCUGACCUGCGUGAUGUUGUGACCGCCCAGGACCUGGCGCAAGCGCGGCUGCGGAUCCGCGAGGUGGAGGACGGCAACGCGCGGCUCAUCGAGGAGCUGAAGCGGCAGAGCGAGGAGUACCGGCCCACCUUCAGGUGCGCCAUCUGUCUGGUGGACCACGAGGUGGAGGGCUGCUGCACGCUGCCCUGCCAGCACCGCUUCUGCUUCGAAUCCCUGCAGUACCACUUCGACAUCAUCGUGCGCGAAAGGCGCUUGAGCAAGCUGGCCUGCCCGGCAGAGGGCUGUGGCUACAACCUGCGCUCGGAGGAUUCCAUCCAUAUCUUCCAGCAGGUCCUGCCGGAGGACUCCUACUUCAAACUUCUUGAGUUCCUCACGCGGGACGACCCCCGCAUCGUGGACUGCCGAUGCCUAGGCUGCGAGGAGCGGGUCUUCUGCGAGGAGGGGGACGACUUCGCGGACCUCGGCUGCCCCAAGGGCCACCGCUUCUGCGCCCAGUGCGACCUAGGGCCGCACCCCCGGGAGUCCUGUGCUCAACGCGCCGAGCGCCGGCAGCAGCAGGAGAAGUCAGAGGUGUGGAACCAGGUGCUGUCCAUGGGAUGGAAGCCCUGCCCCCGCAGAUGCCGCUACGGGGGUGGCUACAAGGCCCAGGAGGAGUGCGACCACGUCACCUGCGAAUGCGGCUUCGAGUUCUGCUGGGACUGCGGGGUGGAUCGCCGCAUCCCGCUGGCGCACGACAACCGGUGGCACAAGCCCAGCUGCCGCUACCACACCUGCUACGAGGAGGUGGCCGAACUCCCCCGGCCGGAGAGCGCCUGCCCGGCCUGCCGCGCAGCUUGCGCCGGCGUUUGCUGUGCCUUUCCGGCGGACGACGGCUUUCCAGAGUCCUACCUGCGCUGAGCCAAAGUCCCGCGAAGCGCCCGUCUUUGGGGAGGUUGUGGCAUCGUUGAAUGGCUAUAGUUUGUGGGGGGAGC
Messenger RNA from Effrenium voratum, 2635 nucleotides. Lineage: Eukaryota; Dinophyceae; Suessiales; Symbiodiniaceae. The record is from the annotation of a GenBank genome assembly.